Messenger RNA from Symbiodinium necroappetens, 192 nucleotides. Lineage: Eukaryota; Dinophyceae; Suessiales; Symbiodiniaceae. The record is from the annotation of a GenBank genome assembly.
AUGUUGAAGGACGAGAACUAUCGGAUUCGCGAGGAGCAGCUGCGUCUGGAGAAGGAGCUCCGCGCGAAGCGCCAGUGGGCCCAGCCGCCUUCGGAGCGGCCCUCGCACUCCAAGUGGAGGUCCUCCGAGGCCUCGGACAUGGCGCGAGAGGUCGAGGAUUUCAGACUUCGGGGCCGCUCACGUCUUCCAUGA